AUGCCAUCGCAGGACCCAAUGUGUGGCAAGGGCACUCUGCUUCUCGAGGCUGCGAUUUGGUGGCCAGAGGCUCGCUAUGUCGGCUGCGAUACGGACGAAGCGCAGCUCGAGGCCUGCCAGCAAAACGCCGCCUACAUCGGGGCCGAGGUGGCCACGCAUCUUGCCGACGUGUCAAACCUCAACAGCCUGCCUUUCGCCAACCAGUCCAUCGACAAGUUGAUGACGGCACCACCUUGGGACAGGCAGUUCGAGGCUUCUGGCGGACUACGCAGCUUCUACAGAGCGAUGCUGCCCGAGCUCUUUCGUGUGCUCAGGUCUGAUGGCUCCAUGGCACUGCUGCUGAACAUGGAGGCAGCGAAAAUCAUGCGAGAGCUGCUGACUCAGGAGAAGACGUGGGGUGUUGCCGUCGAGCGCAGGUUCGACAUCACCCACCACACCGUCGGCGUGCUCAUGCUUAUUCAGCCGAAGGAUCCAGGCAGCAACUUCGAAACCGAGUACUCUCUCCUUCCAUGGGAGGAUGAG
Molecule: messenger RNA, 522 nt
Organism: Symbiodinium sp. CCMP2456
Lineage: Eukaryota; Dinophyceae; Suessiales; Symbiodiniaceae
Source: the annotation of a GenBank genome assembly